GCCAUGACGACGUGACAGCACCUUUCAAGUGGGCGACUGACCUCUCUUGAGUUUGGCGUCUGUCUUCAAGACAGGAUGAUGCUGAAUGACAGCUGGACCGUCAUGAACAACAGCAGUUCUGAGCUGGACAGCAAACGGCCAAGCAAACACAAGAAAUGCUGCAACUUCCUGUUAUGUGCCGCCAUUGUGGUUGCCAUGGUAGCGGUCAUCACGGCAACAGUCGCCAUCCUCUAUGUCAACCAGUAUCCUCUGCCCUUCAUCAACAGCAACAGGGGCGGGGUCUCCUCCGCGUCACCUGUCAUUUCCACCAACCCCAAAGACUCGGGGGCCUUGGUGACCGUGUCGCGCGUGGGAGACGGCGAGCCCGUCAGCAUCUUCCUGGAGCCCAACUGUCCGGACAACAGCCAGAACUUUGAGCGCUGGGAGGCGCUGCAGAGCUCGCUGAUACGAGCGCUGACCUCCCGCAACGCCGACGACUGGCAGGAGAGAGGCUCCGCCCACAAAGUGAGCGAGGAGCUGAAGGCCUUGGCGGGCCACGCCCACAACCUCCGGCUGGAAGCCGAGGCGCUGAAAAGAGGUCAGGGCCUGGUCAACCAGCGACUGGACGCCCUGCAGAGCGAGCAGAGCCGCAUCGUGCAGGUGCUGUCGGAGGAGAAGUCGGGCGUGCUCAGCCUCACCGCGGACUUCAGCAACUCUCUCUCCAGCCUGCAGAGGGAAACUCAGAGUCUGAGCAGACUGCAGGCUCUCACGCCCAGAGACUGCGCUGACGUCAUGGCGGCGGGAAAUUCCCAGGAUGGCGUUUAUUCCGUCUUUCCGGUCCACAAGCCCGACGGCUUCAUGGUCUACUGCGACAUGAGCACGGACGCAGGCGGCUGGACUGUGAUCCAGAGACGAGUCGACGGGUCAGUGAAUUUCUUUCGAGGUUGGGACGCAUAUCGAGACGGCUUUGGUACAACUACAGGGGAGCACUGGCUCGGCCUCCAGAACAUCUACGCUCUGACCAGGUCAGGAGGUUACGAGCUGCGUAUCGACAUGGCCGACUUUGACAACGCCACAGCCUUCGCUCAAUACGCCGAAUUCUCUGUGGGUCGAGACUCGGUCAACCCUGAAGAGGACGGAUACCCGCUGACUGUGGACCAGUACUCCGGGACGGCAGGCGACUCUCUGCUGAAGCAUUCUGGGAUGCAGUUCACGACCAAAGACCGGGACCAGGACCAGUCGGAGAACAACUGCGCCGCGUACUACCAGGGGGCGUGGUGGUACCGCAACUGUCAUACAUCCAACCUGAACGGGCAGUACCUGAAAGGGGGCCACGCCUCUUACGCCGACGGCGUGGAGUGGUCCAGUUGGACCGGCUGGCAGUACUCUCUGAGGUUCACUGAGAUGAAGAUCCGCCCCAAACCUAAAAGUGACUUCUGAUUGUCCUUCAUUAACGAACCCAUCCCAUUCCUGGGGGGAGCAUUCCAUUCAGAAUACAGUCUCCAUUCAACAUUUGGUGUAAUUACAAGUGGGGCAAAAAAGUAUUUAGUCAGCCAUCAAUUGUGCAAGUUCUCCCACUUAAAAUGAUGACAGAGGUCUGUAAUUUUCAUCAUAGGUACACUUCAACUGUGAGAGACAGAAUGUGAAAAAAAAAUCCAGGAAUUCACAUUGUAGGAAUUUUAAAGAAUUUAUUUGUAAAUUAUGGUGGAAAAUAAGUAUUUGGUCAAUAACAAAAAUUCAACUCAAUACUUUGUUAUUGCCAACAAAGGUUAUAUUACAGAGGUCAAACGAUUACUAUAGGUCUUUACCAGGUUUGCACACACAGUAGCUAGUAUUUUGGCCCAUUCCUCCAUGCAGAUCUUCUCGAGAGCAGUGAUGUUUUGGGGCUGUCGCCGAGCAACACGGACUUUCAACUCCCUCCACAGAUUUUCUAUGGGGUUGAGGUCUGGAGACUGGCUAGGCCACUCCAGGACUUUCAAAUGCUUCUUACGGAGCCACUCCUUCGUUGCCCGGGCGGUGUGUUUGGGAUCAUUGUCAUGCUGGAAGACCCAGCCACGUUUCAUCUUCAAAGCUCUCACUGAUGGAAGGAGGUUUUGGCUCAAAAUCUCACGAUACAUGGCCCCAUUCAUUCUUUCCUUAACACGGAUCAGUCGGCCUGUCCCCUUAGCAGAAAAACAGCCCCAAAGCAGGAUGUUUCCACCCCCAUGCUUCACAGUAGGUAUGGUGUUCUUGGGAUGUAACUCAGUAUUCUUCUUCCUCCAAACACGACGAGUUGAGUUUAUACCAAAAAGUUCUAUUUUGGUUUCAUCUGACCACAUGACAUUCUCCCAAUCCUCUGCUGUAUCAUCCAUGUGCUCUGUGGCAAACUUCAGACGGGCCUGGACAUGCACUGGCUUAAGCAGGGGGACACGUCUGGCACUGCAGGAUUUGAUUCCCUGUCGGCGUAGUGUGUUACUGAUGGUAACCUUUGUUACUUUGGUCCCAGCUCUCUGCAGGUCAUUCACCAGGUCCCCCCGUGUGGUUCUGGGAUUUUUGCUCACCGUUCUCAUGAUCAUUUUGAACCCACAGGAUGAGAUCUUGCGUGGAGCCCCAGAUCAAAGGAGAUUAUCGGUGGUCUUGUAUGUCUUUCAUUUUCUGAUAAUUGCUCCCACAGUUGAUUUUUUCACACCAAGCUGCUUGCCUAUUGUAGAUUCACUCUUCACAGUCUGGUGCAGGUCUACAAUUCUUUUCCUGGUGUCCUUCGACAGCUCUUUGGUCUUGGCCAUAGUGGAGUUUGGAGUCUGACUGUUUGAGGCUGUGGACAGGUGUCUUUUAUACAGAUAAGGAGUUCAAACAGGUGCCAUUAAUACAGGUAACGAGUGGAGGACAGAAGAGCUUCUUAAAGAAGAAGUUACAGGUCUGUGAGAGCCAGAGAUCUUCCUUGUUUGAAGUGACCAAAUACUUAUUUUCCACCAUGAUUUACAAAUAAAUUCUUUAAAAUUCCUACAA
Nerophis lumbriciformis (worm pipefish) is the source of this 2967-nucleotide messenger RNA. Lineage: Eukaryota; Metazoa; Chordata; Actinopteri; Syngnathiformes; Syngnathidae. The record is from RefSeq and is a predicted model, not a curated record.